CCUACUCCCCUUAAUCAGAGAUUGUUAGCCUUUAUUUAACCCCCAAAGCCCGUAAAGACCAAAUGUUUAACGCUAGGCCUAAGGCCUCAAAUGUUGGAUAAGGAUAGAGGGCCUCGUACGGCCCUCAAGUUUAAACUAAAACACGUCUAUGAUUAUCAAUCCAUUGCACUCUGUUUUUGGGAUUUCACAUCAUUUCAGAGAACUGAACGCUCCCCCCCCCCCUUUUCCCGAUCCUUCCGAACUGUGGAAAACCACUGAUCUUCACCACUUGGUUUUCCUCAGAUUGGCGGCAGAGUUACUUCCAAGAUGUCUAAAGCUCAAGAUCCAUUUUACAUCGUCAAAGAAGAGAUUCAAGAAUCUAUUGAUAAGUUGCAAUCAAGUUUUCAUCAAUGGGAAAGAAUUCUCCCCGACACUGGAGAACAAGUACAUCUCACGAAAGAGCUACUUGCUAAUUGUGAGAGCAUCGAAUGGCAGGAAGGUAGAUGAGUUGAACAAAACAAUAGAUGUGGCAGCAAGAGAUCCUUCUUGGUAUGGCAUUGAUGAUAGAGAACUUGAAAGCCGGAGAAGAUGGACCACCACUGCUCGUACUCAGGUAGGAGAUGUGAAGAAAUCUGUAGUAGCUCGAAAAGAAAAUGGUAAUUCCACAAGUGCAAUGCGCCGUGAAUUAAUGAAACUGCCAAUUUCACAUCAAUCGGACAGAUCAUAUCAGUAUGGUGCAGAAGAUAAUGAUGACUUUAUCGCAUCAGAAUCAGAUAGACAAAUGCUUCUUAUAAAGCAGCAGGAUGAGGAGUUGGAUGAACUUAGUGCAAGUGUUGAGAGAAUUGGAGGUGUUGGCCUUACAAUACAUGAAGAACUUCUUGCACAGGAGAAAAUAAUAGAUGACUUGGGUUUUGAAAUAGACAGUACAACAAACCGACUGGAUUUUGUUCAGAAAAAAGUGGCUAUGGUUAUGAAGAAGGCAAGUGCUAAGGGCCAGAUUAUGAUGAUAUUAUUUUUGCUAGUUUUGUUCAUUAUUCUAUUCAUUCUGGUCUUCCUCACUUAGUCUUCUGAUUGUUAUACACAAGUCUGAUAUUUGGAUAUAAACAUGGGAGCUGCGGAACAUAGAGGAGUUGAUUGGUGUGAUGUCAAAGUGUUGAAUAAACGAUGAUUGGAACAUGCUGAAUGGAGAAAGCAUUUUUCUUCUGUGCUUGUGAAAUUGUUGAACUUUAUUUAGGAUUAUGUAAGACAGGGAUAUAUGUAUAUGUAUACUUCUAAUUGUUUAAUUCUCUUUUGCAAUGUUAUGAUUUUUUGUAUUUUGUCUA
Molecule: messenger RNA, 1301 nt
Organism: Gossypium raimondii (Peruvian cotton)
Lineage: Eukaryota; Viridiplantae; Streptophyta; Magnoliopsida; Malvales; Malvaceae
Product: syntaxin-61
Exons: 8
Coding region: 149-1042 (297 amino acids)
Biological process (GO): vesicle fusion; intracellular protein transport; Golgi vesicle transport
Cellular component (GO): SNARE complex; membrane; endomembrane system
Molecular function (GO): SNAP receptor activity; SNARE binding
Source: RefSeq, a predicted model, not a curated record